Messenger RNA from Manis javanica (Malayan pangolin), 2951 nucleotides. The record is from RefSeq and is a predicted model, not a curated record. NCBI's taxonomy places the organism in Eukaryota, Metazoa, Chordata, Mammalia, Pholidota, Manidae.
GUCUGGACAUCCUUGGGCCUGGGGGUGUGGGAGGGGGUGACCACCACUGGGCUCAUGGACCUCCCAUGCUCACUGGCUUCUCUCUGAAGGCCCAGUUGGCACUCAUGGUCACAUCCUAGCUGGGCCCAGAGCAGCUGGAGAGAGGCUCGUUGGGCUGGCCCUUCCUGCUUCCUGGCGUGGACGGCUUCACCUUGAUUCUCUUUAGCCAACAAGGAGCACCUGAGCCCUGCUCCGUAUGGAAGGGGUCUCUGCCCUGAAGGAACUUACCCUUCCCACCCAUCCCACUCUACCGUCCUUGAAGGCCCUCCAUCUAUAAGAAGCCCUCCCAGAGCGCCCCAGUCCUGCCCAAGCGCUGUUGGGGCUGACCUCUGCAGCUCUGGUUUGUGCUACUGCCUUGUGCUGCCCACGCUGGCUUGCUCUCCAGUUAAACUAGAAGCUCCCUGAAGGUAGGGGUCCCCCUGCCUCCCACCACACAGCCCCACCCCCUACCCCCAACCAAGAGAUUUUUUUUUUUUUUACCCAGAGCCAUGUAAGAGAUUCCCAAAGAGGGAAGCUUUGCGGUAGGAAAGUUUGGGGGUCCUUAGGUGAACUCUUCAAACUUUCCCAGCACCACAGAAGAGGCCCUUUCAGGGCCCCAAGGUCCCCACAGAAUGGUCCCUAGGGCCCUACAAUUUAGACCUGCCAGCUGCAGGAGUGACUGGGAGCAGCUCACAGCUGGGGGCUUAGGUGCAAUUAACCUCCAUGUGCAAAGCCAGGCUGUUCUCUGCUUCCUGUUGACCUGGGGGUACCCUGGAACACCUCCGCGCCAUUCAUGAGGGAGACAUCCCUGCCCUCAAGGAGCUGCCAGGGUCACUGGAGAAUGACGGCAGCGUGUGGGGACCAGCAUGAGGAGCGCCAGCUUCCACCAGCUUCCCUGAGGAACUCCAGAAGCCCUUGGGAGUCCCCACAUAUUCUCUGAAGGCCUUGAUCCAGCACUCUGAGUGAUCACAUGUUCAGACUGAGGCUGGAAGCAAACAGGAAGUGGAGGAUGUCCUGGCGGCAAUCCCUGCCUCUAGCCUCAAGAAGGCAGCGCAGAGCCAGCGGUGAAAAGUGUGGGCCUCACGUGGCCACGGGGGGAGCAGGAGGAGCUGUCCUCAGUCCUUCUGAGGCUGUCCCUCAGACUAGGGCACCUUUGACUCUGCAUGAGAUGGGCCCACGGACUUGAACUUCAGAGGGGCUCUAAAGCCUGGAAGGGGCCACUUUCAGAUCAAGAACCCUGUGAGAUUCCACAGUAGAUGCAGAGAACCCCAGAGAUGGUCAAAUCCGGAGAUAUGAAGGCUUCCAAACACCCUGGAAUUCAUGGAUUCCAAGAUGAUGGUGGAUUUGUCAUUAGCCUUUUGAGGCUGACCUCGGAGGUGCUAACCACAGCCCCUGCCCACUGGCCGCCAUGCAGAGGCCAUUGUUGGGCAAUCCCUGAACCUGGAGGAGCCAGUGGUGAACCCAGGUGAAGCCCCAAGAAAGGUAGAUGGAGGGGAGCAGUGCAAGGAGGAAGAAAGGCAGAGAGCGCGAAGAAGAGGUCAGCACAGCUCUCAAGGCACAUGAGGCCUGACAUAGCCCCACAAUGAUACCCUGACAGACUGCACUUGGAACUCAAACCUCCCCCUUAACAAGAGGACAGAUGGGGUGGUGUCUCAAGCUGAGACCCUGUGAGCACAACCCUCAGGGCUGGUGACAGUGGAGAGGGGAAAAUGACAAGCCUGGGGGACCUGACCCCAGGAGAGGAGCGGAACAAGAUGAGUGGGAGGAGGUUCUAAAUUAUCCAUUAGCACAGGCCCGUCAGUGGCCCCAUGCAUAAAUGUGUAGAGAAAAUUGGGGGGAGCGGAAGGGGGGAAAGAAAAAGAGCCGGGGUAUAAAAAGGGCCUGCAAGGGACCAAUUCCAGGAUCCCAGGACCCAGCUCCCCAAACUGCUCAGGGUCCUGUGGACAGCUCCCCUGGCUGUGAUGGCUGCAGGUAAGCGCCCCUGAAAUCUCCCUGGGCGUGGUGUGUACUGAGGGUCCAUGUGGGGUCCCUAACUAUGAACUCCAGGGCUUCUGAAUGUGCACAUAGACAUCUACACCCAGUCAUGCUCCACCUUUAAAAUGUUCUCAGUUCCUGCGGGGAGGAGGUGAAAGGAAAGGCCCCCAGGAUGCGGAGCAGGCUGGCAGGAUGCCCAGCCCCUGGCCCUGCCCAUCCCUCUCUAGGCUCUGGGACCUCCGCGCUCCUGGCGCUGGCCCUGCUCUGCCUGCCCUGGCCUCAGGAGGUGGGCGCCUUCCCGCCCAUGCCCUUGUCCAGCCUGUUUGCCAAUGCUGUGCUCCGGGCCCAGCACCUGCACCAACUGGCUGCUGACACCUACAAAGAGUUUGAGCGCGCCUACAUCCCGGAAGGACAGAGAUACUCCAUCCAGAACACACAGGCCGCCUUCUGCUUCUCGGAGACCAUCCCGGCGCCCACGGGCAAGGACGAGGCCCAGCAGAGAUCCGACGUGGAGCUGCUGCGCUUCUCGCUGCUGCUCAUCCAGUCGUGGCUCGGGCCCGUGCAGUUCCUCAGCCGGGUCUUCACCAACAGCCUGGUGUUCGGCACCUCGGACCGUGUCUACGAGAAGCUGAAGGACCUGGAGGAGGGCAUCCAGGCCCUGAUGCGGGAGCUGGAAGAUGGCAGCCCCCGGGCUGGGCAGAUUCUCAAGCAGACCUAUGACAAGUUUGACACCAACUUGCGCAGUGACGACGCGCUGCUCAAGAACUACGGGCUGCUCUCCUGCUUCAAGAAGGACCUGCACAAGGCCGAGACAUACCUGCGGGUCAUGAAAUGUCGCCGCUUUGUGGAAAGCAGCUGUGCCUUCUAGCUGCUGGGCAUCUCUGUACCUCUCCCCAGUGCCUCCCCAGACCCGGAAAGUGCCACUCCAGUACCCAUCAUCCUUUCCUAAUAAAAUUAAA